This is a messenger RNA of Plasmodium reichenowi, 540 nucleotides long. Its product is annotated as large ribosomal subunit assembling protein, putative. Gene Ontology annotation, biological process: ribosome assembly. The transcript is spliced from 6 exons. Gene Ontology annotation, molecular function: RNA binding. Gene Ontology annotation, cellular component: nucleus. The record is from RefSeq and is a predicted model, not a curated record. The coding region runs from base 1 to 540 and encodes 179 amino acids. Lineage: Eukaryota; Apicomplexa; Aconoidasida; Haemosporida; Plasmodiidae.
AUGAGGCCUUUAAAUGAUCAGGAGACUAUGAUUGUUUUUAAGAAACUUUCCAAAUUUGUUGGAAAUAAUCUGUUAACAAUGUUGUCUUAUAGUAACGAAGAAUAUAUAUUAAGAUUGCAUAGAUCAAACGUAUAUUUUGUUAGAGCUGACGUGGCCAAACAAGCUGAAUCAUUAAAUAAAAAUUCACUGAUAUCUAUGGGAAUAUGCUUGGGAAAAUUUACCAAGACGAAUAAUUUUUUCAUAAAAAUAACAGCUAUAUCAUUUUUAAACCAGUUUUGUAUUCAUAAAAUUUGGUUAAAAGAAUCAGGGGAAAAGAACUUUUUAUUUGGAAAUAAUGUGUUAAAGAGCCAUUUAUUAAAAAUUAGUGAUAACAUAAAAAAAGGAGAUGGGAUAAUGGUUUUGUCUAUGAAUGAUAACCCUAUAGGUUUCGGUAUAUCAGUUCGAAACACACAAGAUAUUAAAAUCUUAAACGUUACGGAUACUGUAUUAAUUCAUCAGAGUGAUAUCGGUGAAUAUUUAAGAUGUGAAACAGCCAUAUAA